AGGGAAGCCCCUGUCAAGGAGGUGGAGCGAGAGGGUGGUCUCCGCCUCCCGAUCCUCCCUGCCUUGAGCUAGCCGAGCCUGAGUCGGGACCAAACACGCCGCCCAAGACCCACACAAAGCCCUCCUGGCCCGGGCGGGCUGUGCGAGGCGGCGGAGCCGGCGAUGAAGAAGAAGCAGCAGCAGCAUCCCAGCAGCGGCGAGGAUCCCUGGCCCCAUGGGGCCCCUGUGGGGGGCGCCCCUCCUUGUCUGGGUGGCUGCAAGCGCCGGAUCCCGCUGCUGCCUUUCCUACGCUUCUCCCUCCGGGACUACGGUUUCUGUAUGGCCACCCUGCUGGUCUUCUGCCUAGGCUCCCUCUUCUACCAGCUCAGCGGGGGACCCCCUCGCUUCCUGCUCGACCUGCGACAGUAUUUGGGCAAUUCCACUUACUUGGAUGACCAUGGACCACCUCCUAGUAAGGUCCUUCCUUUCCCCAGCCAGGUGGUGUACAACAGAGUUGGCAAGUGUGGGAGUCGCACCGUGGUCUUGCUUCUGAGAAUCUUGUCAGAGAAGCACGGGUUCAAUUUGGUCACGUCAGACAUUCACAACAAAACCAGGCUUACUAAAAAUGAGCAAAUGGAACUGAUUAAGAAUAUCAGCACCGCCGAACAGCCCUAUUUAUUCACGAGACAUGUUCACUUCCUCAACUUCUCAAGGUUUGGAGGAGACCAGCCUGUCUACAUCAACAUCAUUAGAGACCCCGUCAGUAGGUUUCUAUCUAACUAUUUUUUCCGUCGCUUUGGAGACUGGAGAGGGGAACAGAAUCACAUGAUCCGCACCCCUAGCAUGAGGCAGGAGGAGCGCUACCUGGACAUCAAUGAGUGCAUUCUGGAAAACUACCCUGAGUGUUCCAACCCCAGGUUGUUUUACAUCAUUCCGUAUUUCUGUGGACAGCACCCCAGAUGUAGGGAGCCUGGCGAGUGGGCACUGGAGCGUGCCAAACUGAACGUGAAUGAAAACUUCCUGCUCGUGGGGAUUCUGGAGGAGCUGGAGGAUGUGCUGCUUUUACUGGAAAGAUUUUUACCUCAUUACUUCAAGGGCGUGCUCAGCAUCUACAAGGACCCAGAGCAUAGGAAACUUGGCAACAUGACUGUGACCGUGAAGAAAACUGUCCCCUCUCCGGAGGCUGUGCAGAUUCUCUACCAGCGAAUGAGAUACGAGUACGAGUUCUACCACUACGUCAAAGAGCAGUUCCACCUACUGAAGCGCAAGCUCGGACUGAAGUCUCGAACCAGCAGACCUCCUCUGCGACCACAGUUCUUCAUUCCCACCCCUCUGGAGACCGACGAGCCUAUAGACGAUGAGGAACAAGAUGAUGAAAAGUGGCUAGAAGACAUUUAUAAGAGGUGAUACCAGCGCAACAUUGCCACCGUGGCUGUAUUUCCCCCCUUUCCAGAAAGUUUUUUGAAGAAGAAAAAUUGUGAAGGGACUUUGGUUAAUGCCCGGGUGCAUUAAAAAGACCAAAACAUUCCCACAUGUUGGGGUCAUUGGGAGCUGCCCGGUUUUGCGGGUUUUAUUUGUUUAAUUUUAUUCUGUGUUUUUUUUUUUUCCCUUGCCUCCUUGAGUCUUUCCCAGAUACACUAGAUUGCUCCACCACAAGGCACCUCUUCAUAUAACAGCUUUCCCAAUCUCCUACCCACCCCCUACAGUGAGAGAAGAGGGAGAAAUAUGCCCUCCAACCCAGUCAUUUUACCAUUUGUAAGAUGUCUCCCAAAAUAUUACUUCUGUGGUAACGAUAUUCAGAUUUGUGUCUUACUGCAGAAACAAACAUUUCGGAGUGGCAGGGGUCUAGAAGCAUCUGGGAGUAGAAGGGGCACUGAAAAGGAACAUGAGGGAGGGCCCCCUGGUUAUUGAGUUUCUGCCCACAUGGAUAGGAGGCUGCCUCUGGUCUAUCUCAGGCGACACUGUCACCAAGAACAGAGUAGUUAUCACUGAGAAAACAAAAUAGCUCUGGCACCCACAUUCCCAACCAAUCAGAGCUUGGGAAACUUGUCAAGAUCAAAGCGCAUGCAUGGUAAGUGCCAUUGAGACAUUCCAUCUUCAAGUGCCAUUCUGCUUGGAAGGAGCUUAGCGAGGGAUAGCAUUUGCUUGUUAUGUCAAGUGUUGGCAGGACAGAUCAAAUAUGAGGGCCAUGUGGCAUCAGGAAAACGCUGUGGCUGUCUGAAGCCUCUCUGCCCCCUGGAUUGUCACAAGUGGAAGUGCCACCUUUGGCCUUGAUAUCUAUGUCAGGAAUCCUAAGCUUGACUAUACACCAGGCACAAUCCCUCAAGCAUACUCAUAGCCAAAUUGUGCUUCACAGAAUUUGGUAUCUUUUGUAACUUCUAGACCUUCACGAGCUGCUGUAUCUAGUAACACAGGGCCCUGAGUCCUGGGCAAAGAUCAGUAGAAUCAUUUAUGGAAACUCCGUGCUCCCGAUAAUCUUCCCCAGGGGCAUCAAUGCCAGAAACAGCAAGACUUCUGGACAGGACACUGCUUGGCCCACUUUUGAGUAGGUUGGUGCCCCUUUGUGACCUGAGUAGACACUGGGCAAUGCUUUUGCACCAAAAUAUGCCGUCCACUUCUUUCCUCUGGCCAACUCCACACACCACCCAUGAUGCUUCUGUUCCUUUAAUUUCUGGAUUGUGUCUAUCUUAAAAAAGUCCUGAAAAAAUCAUAUUCUCCCUGGUGGAUACUGUACAACUAGCUGAGAGGCCAGAGUGCAGCAGGAAGAACAUUGGUGACAACUUGUGUCUGCCUCAGGUUUGCCCCUUGAAGAACACUAGCCAAGCAAGUUAGCUUAAAGUAAACAGGACUCUGACAGGACAAAAGGUACAUGCUUUUCUUCUCUCUAGAAGUUUUUCCUUCCUUCACAAGAACUGGACACUAUCUAAAGCCUAAAGCCAGUCAUUUGAAAACCGUCCAGUGCAUACUGAAGCUACUUCAUCAUGAAAUGCAUUAAGAAGGCUCCAGCCCAUGGGCUUCCUGGGAAGGCAGAAAUCACAGAGAUUUAAGCCCAGCACUGGCCACUCAUGAGCCCCUUUCUGCCUCAGGGAACUGGGACGGGAAGUGAAUAAGAGAACUGCUCACAGAGAGGGGUGGAAAUAGCCUUUGUGCUGUUCUGAGAGACCUGAGUCUUUCUGUUAACCAAACUUUGAAGAGCAACCUAGAGCACAGCUACCAUUCUCCAAAUAGAAGAGCCGCAGUGAGGAACUUUGCAAGUCAUCUCCAUGGCAACUUUGUAAGUCAUCUCCAUGACAGCACAUAUAGAGAGUGAUGGUUAGCUUACAUGCUGUUCAACCUCACAAUCUGAAGCUGUAUUGGCUUGUUUUUCCUGUCUUGUUAAGACACCAGGACAGCCGGUCACUCAUAAAGCUCCCCGUCUUUCUAAAAGUUUACACAGCACUUGCUGUGUGCUCAACAGCAUGGUCACUGUCACUUCACAGGAGAGGGGGCUAAUAUUACUUGCAGGACCCUGGUGGUAUCUUGUCCCAGCACAUAGCCCCUAGAUCCCAAAAGUCAAGGUACUUAACUUCAUCAGCUCACACGGGCCCUGGCCCAACAUAGUUUGUACUUCAUGAAAUAUAUUGUACAUUUUACAUAGUUUAAUUUAAAAAGAAAAUACAUUUUAAGCUAGUUGGUCUUUGCCUUAUUUAUUAUAACCUUUCAGCACAUUCCAAGGUUUUAGUUACUCAGGAAGGAGUUAAUUAAAAUGAUUUUAUUUUGGUCAGAUUGAUGUUUUUUAAAAGGAAAAUUAUUCUUAUGAACCCUCAGCUGACUUCCUUGAAUGCUGUAAAAAGUGCUUGUGAAUCUUUUUUCUAAGAAUUAAAAAAUGGUGUUAGACAUUGAUGGGAAUUCAAAAAUAUAUAUGGGACUAAAACCUUAGCUUAGAUAAAAUAAUGAAAGUGAUCUGUGUUUGAGGUGAAGUGUUCCUUAACUUAUUCAUUACCCAUAGAAAUAAAUGAAUAUAAAUAAGCUGACUUUUUUCUGUUAUUUUGACAGCUGGAAAUUAAAGACUUCCCUCUUUCCCCAA
Cricetulus griseus (Chinese hamster) is the source of this 4045-nucleotide messenger RNA. The record is from RefSeq and is a predicted model, not a curated record. NCBI's taxonomy places the organism in Eukaryota, Metazoa, Chordata, Mammalia, Rodentia, Cricetidae.